UAAACUGUAUUAUAAAAAAUAUAUAUCGAUUGAAAAAAAAAGUUCUCAAAUAAUUACUUAAAUAUAUAUAAACACUGUCAUUGUCCUUUAAUCGACCACCAUCUCCCAGUGAAUUUGGUGGCUUACUUUCCUUGUAUAGUUUCUUGCAGUGUCUGAGUGGUCUUAUCCCAAAUAUUCAUUCUAUAUUCAUCGCAUUCCAGUGCAAGUUCAAAUACAGAAUAGAAAGCAAAGCAGUGGCUAUGUGGGAACAAUAUAUCUUUAUUUUGGCACAGUACUAUAUCCCAUGUAUUUUACUCUAUUUUGAUUUGUAUCUACAGUAUAUUAAUUAUUCAAAUUUUAUAUCCUUAUAAUUAAAUCAAACUGAAGUAAAUAUCAUUUCUCUCACCUGUUGCUUGUCCAGGUUGACCACUAUCCUCAAAUGAUGUCAAACUUAUUUUGUUGUGUGAAUUUUUAUUUCCACUGAAAGGUCUGAAGAGCCAUUGGCUGUGAAUUACAUUUUUUUCAGGGUCAAAUUACAAUGCCGUUUUCUUACAUCAGCCUAUAACCUGCUUUAGAUUUGCUUUGAGGUCAUUCUGAUUGUACAAACACAGCCACCAUCAUAAAGAAAUGUGAAAACCAAACCAAUCCUGUACACUGACAAUUAAUAAAGAAAACUCACACAGUGGGGAAUUAAAUCAAGUUAAUAGCCUAUUCGUGUGGAGGUAGGUGGAUCAAUAACAGCCAAUAUUUUAUAUUUUUCAAGAUACUCAAAUGUCUACGAAUGUGAAAAGUUCAUCUGGAGUGUUUACAGCCACCUCGGUCUAUGUCUGUUACGCUCACAGGGUGGCGCUGUGCGUAAACAGUUUCUACUCACUGCGCGCACCCUUGACAGACAAAUGAGAUUAAAACAUCUUGUCUCAUUAGUUACCGACCGGGAGACGAGCUUGAGUCUCCGUGUAGCUGCAGACUAAUCUUUCUUCUGGGACAGUGAGCCGUGUUUGGACAGUAGCAGGAGCUCCCACAUGGCUGCGGGGACGCGGAGCUGCGCGUAGAGAGGAGAAGCUCUUCCAGGGACCAGGGAACCGCUCGCAGUCUCGGUUAUUUCUCCCAGCUCCAGUCCCGUUAGAUGACAGACGCGCUUCUUCUCAUGUCGUUCACAGGAAACUGAAAAAGAAGAACCUAUUCAGGCGGGUUUCAUUGAACAGUUCAACAAUGCAGUUGCCGUCUGAAAGGAAGGUGGAGCUGAAGACAUCGUGACAACUUACCGAUGUUAUCCACGGCGAUAAAGAUAUCAUAGUAAUUUAUCUUGGACUGAGAGGCCAAGCAAGGUGUCAGGAAUGCUCCCUGUCCUCUUGCUAGCUGGGUUGAUUCUGGCUCUGUCCAUCCCUGGCACUGCGUCAGAGUCGGCCACGCUGCGGUUCCUGGGGCAGACUGCCUUCGUUGUCAAUGAGAGCAGCACAGCUGUGGUCCGGCUGGUUGUGGAGAGAGUGGGAGACCCGGUCAAUGUGACAGCUUUGGUUUUGCUAGAGGGGGUCGACACCGGGGACUUUGAAGCCAUCAAUGCUGCAGCCUUCUUGCUGUCCACUGAGUCCAGUAAGACCAUUUUCAUCGCUGUGAAAGAUGACGACUUGCCCGAAGCCGACGAGACAUUUACCUUCAACCUUACACUACAGAGUUCAUCUAAUGGUGUGACGUUAGGAACACCCAACAAGGCAACCAUCACCAUCCUGUCCAAUGACAACGCCUUUGGAAUAAUUGCCUUCAACUCAACUGAAGAGAUCAUUGUUGAUGAACCCAGAGGACGGAACCAUUACGUGCCUUUCACCUUGAUUAGAGAAAAGGGAACAUAUGGAACUGUGACAGUGACCUUUGAGGUCUCAGAAGGUCCCAACCCUGCUAUAGAGGAUCUCAGUCCUGACAGAGGGAACAUCACCAUCCCUGUAGGACAGUCUGUGGUGCACUUCAGUAUUCUCAUUCGGGAUGACCAGAUACCAGAAGACGAUGAAGUGUUUUCAGUCAGGCUAACGGGUGUGGCAGGUGGAGCGCUCCUAAGGCCGAAUGCCAGCAGUGUCCAACUGAGAAUCCGGCGUAAUGACAGCCCGCUGCGGUUCUCCCACUCUAUCAUGGUUGUACCAGAGUCUGCUGCAGUCAUUGUCCUCAAUGUGACCCGUGGUCGAUUCACUGAGGAUGGACCACUCAUCGGCUCCGAUGACACUGAGGUCUCCGUAGAUUACAUGGUGGUGAGCGGUGAAGGACUGGGCAGCGCCACCCCAGCUGUGGAUUUCCAGGACCUACAGCCAGUCAGAACCCUUACGUUCCCUCCAUUUGUCUACACAACGAGCCUGCUGUUCAACAUCAGCGACGAUAGCGUGCCAGAGAUCGCAGAAUCCUUCCACGUUGUCCUGGUGGAGGAGACCAUCAGAGGAGAUGCCGUGCUAGUGCCGCCCAAUGCUGUGCUGGUGACCAUCGAGCCCAACGACAAGCCUUACGGCGUCCUGUCAAUAAGCAGCAGCGCACUCAUUCAGCCAAUCAGCAUCAAUGAAGAUCAGACACAAAGAUUUGAUGGCAUCGUUAUUGUGAGAAAUGGAGGCAGCUACGGGGUCGUGUCUGCCAACUGGUCCAUCAGUAGAAACUCCAGCGAUCACUCGCCUGUGUCAGAUGACCUGAGGCCUGAGGUGGGAACGGUGAGAUUCGCUGCCGGUCAGGUGACUGCUGUGAUUCCAAUAAACAUUGUGGCGGACGAGCAACCCGAAGAGGCAGAGGCCUUCAUUCUCAAACUGCUGCCCAGCACCGUGACUGGAAACGCGGAGGUGGACGAACCCAUGGAGAUGGUGUUUUACAUCCAGGACAGUGAUGAUGUCUAUGGACUCUUUCGCUUUAACCCCGACAAAGAACAGAGAAUCCAGAGUCAACCCGAGGGCCGUUUCCUGUCUCUACAUUUUUUGCGAGACGGUGGUACUCUGGGUAACGUGUCUUUGACCCUCACGGCCCUCUACAUUCCUGCAGGUCCUAUAGACCCAGCACUGGCCCGUGACCGGGUUCUGAAUGUUAGCAGGUCUGUUAGUGUGGUGUUUUCCCAUAAGCGCGAGGUGCCGGUAACGCUGCCAAUCAGGAAUGAUGCCUUUCUGCAAAACGGAGCUCAUUUCUUAAUACAGCUGAAUACACUGGAGCUGAUUGAUAUCAAUCCAUUGAUUCCUUCAAACAGCCCAAGGUUUGGGGGAGCUCUAAACCUGACGUUGACCGUCACCCCUGACAUUGCCAACGGGGAGAUUGGCUUUACAAGUAACACCACAGUGGUGGCUUAUGAACCUGAGGACAGCAAUGUCAGCAUGGUAGUGAGCCUCCCUUUGCGGCGUGAUGGGACGGACGGUCGGGCUGUAGUCUUCUGGAGUCUUAAGCCGACUGGAGCCAAUCGUGAGGAUGCGACUGCUGACGACCUGAAGCCUUUUAACGGCUCUGUUGUCUUCCUCACCGGGCAGAGUGACGCCUCCAUCAAUCUUACUAUUAUGGCUGACAAUAUCCCAGAAGUCAACGAGACCUUGGUGCUCACUCUGGAUAGGAUUAAUGUUGAGAAUCAGAUCCUGAAAGCUGGCUUCACCAGCAGAGAGAUCGUCAUCAUGGAGAACGACGACCCUGGAGGAGUCUUUGAGUUCUCCCCGUUGUCCAGAGGUCCAUGGGUUAUCAAUGAGGGGGAGGCCGUGGAGCUGCACGUGGUCAGAGCCCAGGGACAACUUUUGAAACAGCUGGUGCGAUAUUCUGUCGUGCCUUCUGGCAGCACUGAAUUCUAUGGUGCUACUGGCAUCCUGGAGUUCAAACCUGGGGAAAGAGAGGUUGUGGUGGCACUGGUGGCAAGGCCUGAUGGGGUGCCUGAGCUGGAUGAAACUUUCUCUGUGGUACUUAGUAGCCACAGCACUCCACCCAGUCGUCUAGGCAACCACAGGGAGGUCAACAUCACGGUGCGGAGGAAUGACGACCCUUUUGGGGUCAUUGAGUUCUUCCAAUCAGGACUGACAGUGGCCAUUAAUGAGAGCAAAGGGAACGUGACGCACCGAGCCGUUUACCCUGUGGUGAGGAACAGGGGUCACUUUGAAGAAGUAUCAGUGUCGUGGGUCUUGGAGCCGGCCCUGUCCGGAGAUGUCAUCCCCCUCCAAGGAAACAUCACCUUCAAGGAGGGGGAGUACCUGAAAAACCUCACUCUCUUCUCUGUACCUGAUGAGAUCCCAGAAGACAUGGAGGAUUUCACCAUCACACUGUUAAAUGCUACAGGGGGCGCAAGACUGGGGAACGUACGAAAUGCCAGUUUGAGGAUUAAUAAGAAUGAUGACCCCAUUUACUUUUCUGAGCCGGUCGUCGUGCGCCUCCAGGAAGGGGGUGUGGCCAACUUCACUGUUCUGAGGGCGGGGCGGGCAGACUUUCUGGCCACGGUGAUGUAUCAAGUGGAGUACGGCGACGCGUCACCGGGCGACCUCACCAUGCUGAGUAACGACACUUUGCUGGUGUUUGAUGUGGGUGAAUGGAUGAAGAACAUCUCUGUGGCUGUUGAAGAUGACGACAUACCAGAGACUGACGAACCUUUCCACAUUGUUCUCUUCAACGCCACAGGCGAUGCUGUUGUGUAUGGAGCAGACACAGCGACUGUGGUAAUUGAAGCCAAUGAUGAUGCCAAUGGCAUUUUCACCUUGGAGCCCACAGAAAAACCUGUCGAAGAGGGAAAGACCAAUAAUUUCUAUGUACUACGAGCAAGGGGGCAUUUUGGGAAUGUUACGGUCUUCUGGCAGCUGUUUUCCAAUGACUCUGUGACACCUCUGGAAGAAAAGCAAGAGUUUACAAAUACCAGUGGCUCCAUCACCUUCACUACCGGAGAAGACACCAAGCCCAUUGUCUUGGAGGCUGUCUCAGACAAACUCCCUGAGUUCAAUGAGUUCUUUGUCCUCUGGCUGGUAAAUAUCUCAGGGGGUUACCCUGGGGACGGAGGACGCCUAGCUGAGACCUCUCUGAGUGCUUCAGUUCUCAUCCCUUUCAAUGACGACCCAUUCGGUGUCUUCGCCAUUGCUAAAGACAACUUGGACCAAGAAGUGGCUGAAGAUGUGCUCUCGCAGGAUGAUAUGGCUGAUGUCACUUCCUUUACCAUCCUCCGACAGCAGGGUACUUUUGGUAAUGUCCGCGUUGCCUGGGAGAUUGUUUCUGGACACUUCCCACAGGGCCUUCCUCCCAUGGAUGACCUGCUACUUCAAGCUUCCUUUCCAACUGAUGUUGAGCUUAGACCUCAUGCGAGGAGACACCACUCAGCCACAGACACAUGGUUUUUCUCUGGGCGUCCUGGAGCUUAUGGGACCAUCUCCCCUGAAGAUGGGCCUGCUGCCAUUGGCAACUUCACCUUCUCUGCUUGGCUGGUGCCAGCACCAGACACUGAUGGUUUCAUAUUUUCCAAAGGAACACAAAAUGGGAGCUUUUAUUAUGGCGUGAAGGUCCACACUAAUGACUCUCAUGUCACAGUGAUGCUGUACUAUACUGUAAUAGGCUCAAACAAUACCCAAGUGGCUCGGGCCACUGCUGAGAAGUUUGUGGAGGAUAAUACAUGGCUACAUGUCAUCGUUACUGUUGAUGAUGGGAUUAUAGAGUUCUUCUUGGAUGGGAACCCGGUCCCCGGAGGCUUAAAGAGCAUCAAAGGGGAGGGCAUCAGAGACGGACCUGCUUCAGUGUUUAUUGGGUCAGAUCCUGAGGGUGGACAGCGCUACACUGGUCUUCUCCAGGAUGUCCGCCUGUACUAUGUGAAGCUGAACCGCAGUCAUAUCCAUGAGCUCCACACUCAGCCUGCCAAAACAGAUCUGCGCAACAUCUCAGGUUACCUGCGGUACCAGCAGGACGAAAGGCAGAAGUCGUUUGUGGUGGAGGUCAGGGAUGACAACGAAGAGGAGGGAGAGGAGGUGUUCUUCCUGCAGUUGGUGGCAGUGCACGGUGGAGCGCGCCUCCCCCUCCCCAGGCCCACUGCUAUUUUGCGAGUCAUGAAGAGUGACAAUGCCAACGGGCUUUUUGGAUUCACUGGCGCCUGCAUUCCUGAUACCACUGAAGAAGGCUCUACUAUCUCCUGUGUGAUUGAGCGUAUGCGGGGAUCCCUGGACCAUGUUUACGUCAACUACACUGUUACCCAAUUGGACAGCUCGAACAACGACACUCCAGCCCAUCAAGAUUUUGUUAAUGCAACUGGAGCUGUGCUCUUCAUGCCUGGACAGCGAUCUGAGGUACUGAACCUGCUGGUGUUGGACGAUAACCUCCCUGAGUUAGCGGAGUCCUUUCAGGUCACGCUAGUGUCAGCAGAGUCAGGUGACGGGAAGGCAGGCUCCACCCCCACCAGCGGAGCAAGCAUCGACCCCAAAAACUCAGUUAACACGGUCACUGUCACAGCCAGCGACCAUCCCUAUGGCCUGCUGCAGUUUCAGCCCAGCCCUCCAGAGGACGGUUUGAUCGCUCCAGCAUUAGAACCUGCCCACAUCACUGUCAACGAGGAAGCUGGACAGAUCCAUCUACCAGUGGUCAGGGCCCAAGGCCUUUUGGGAAGAAUCAUGGUGGGGUACAGGACAACCCCCUUCACAGCAUCCAGCCCUGAAGACUACGAGGACUCAGACGGGAUGUUGGAUUUUCUUCCAGGGGAUAGGUUGAAGUUCAUCAGUGUAACCAUCGUAGACAAUCCUGUCCCUGAACUGGACAAGAUUUUUAGAGUGGAGCUCUACAAUGCAGAUGGAGGAGUGGGUCAGUUUCUGCAUAGUGAGGGGAGUGGUAGUGGGGAGAGUGACUAUGACUUCCUCCUUCCAUCCUAUCACCACCAUGCCACAUUGGGAGUUGCUUCCCACAUCACAGUGACCAUUGCUGCCUCCGAUGACGCCCAUGGAGUGUUUGAGUUUAGUCCUCAGUCCUUGUCUGUUAACGGUACGGAGCCUGAGGAUGGACGUAGCUCUGUGGUGCUGCAGGUGGAUCGGUCCUUUGGCGACCUCUCCAAUGUAACCGUGUACUGGGAAUCCGAACCCAGCUCUGAGGGGGAGCUCGUCAGCAGGUUUGGGGACAUCUCCUUCGGUGUGGGUCAGAAAUCAGCGAACAUCGUCAUCGAUGUGGCCCAGGAUGAGACCCCUGAGUUGGACAAGAGCUUCACUGUGUCUUUGGUUAACGUCUCACAUGGUCGUCUGGGUGUUAAGACAACUGCUACUCUGACUGUGCUUGCCAGUGAUGAUCCUUAUGGAGUUUUUAUAUUCACUAAUGCAUCAAGGCCUGUUCGACUUCCGGAAGCUGAUGCAACAGUUUCUCUCACUAUCCUGCGACAGAGAGGCCUGAUGGGUCAGGUGCGAGUAACAUAUGGGACCCUAAAUGAAGCCGAUCCAGAACCUUACAGGACUCCUGGGGUGGGCCGAGCCACUGAGGGGAAAGAUUUUGUUUCCCUGCUCGAUUCUGUUGUGUUCUUGGCCAAUCAGAGUGAGGCAAAUAUCACCCUGAGAGUGUUGGACGAUGAGGAUCCAGAAAGAGACGAAUCAGUGUUCGUGAAGUUGAUCAGUGUUCAGCUCAUCCAAGGGGCGCAAGAGAGGCUCAUUCCCAAUUCCCCUUCUCUGGGCUCCAGGACUGACACUGUAGCCCAGGUGAUAGUGGAGGCCAGUGAUGAUGCAUUUGGAGUCCUCCAGCUGUCAGCAUCUGCUGUCAGUGUAGCUGAACACUAUGUUGGGCCCAUAAUAAAUGUGACACGAGUAGGGGGGAUUUUUGCGGAUGUGUCUGUCAAGUUCAGAGCAGUGCCUUUGACCGCCAGAGUCAGCGAAGACUACAGCGUGGCCUCAACUGAUGUGGUGCUACUGGAAGGGGAGUCUAGUAAAUCUGUACCCGUCUAUGUCAUUAAUGAUGUGGUCCCUGAGCUGGAGGAGACCUUUCUCAUCGAGCUGAUCAACCAGACCACCGGAGGAGCUCUCCUAGGGGAGCUUACACGCGCCAUCAUCACCAUACUGCCUUCUGACGACCCUUUUGGUGCCUUUGUCUUCCAGGCUGUUCCAGUUACUAUAGAGGAGCCAGGAUCUAACUCUGUUGAGGUCACAUUGCCUAUUGUGCGUAAUGCUGGUAGUAUUGGCACAGUGGCGGUCCAGUGGCGGGCCACUGUCAAUGGACAGCUAGCAGUAGGAGACAUUAGACCCACAUCAGGAGAGGUGAGAUUUGCUCCUGGAGAGACCAUGAAGACACUCAGAUUGGAGAUUCUAGCUGACGAUGUACCUGAAAUCACUGAGAUAAUUAAGGUGGAACUAACUGGUGCCAGUAACGGAGGAAACUUGGGAGCUGAUACAUUUGUUAAUAUAAUAGUGCCUGCUAAUGACAACCCAUAUGGGACAGUCUACUUUGGACAGUCUGUUUACCGUGUCCAAGAGCCAUUGGAGGGAGUUUAUAGAGCCAAUAUUACAGUUCGCAGGAGUGGUGGUUACUUCGGUCGCCUGGAGAUCAUGUACAGUACCUCAGAGAUUGAUGUUGUUGGUCUGGCUCAGGCUGAUGGCCAGAACCUGUUGAUGUACUAUAACCCUCCAAAACCAGGGGUUAUAGCCACUUUGCCCCUCAGGGUAGUUAACAUCACUGGUCAGAGAAACCCAUUGGCUGCAUGUGCUGCUGCUUGUCUGAGAGAAAAAGCCUGCCAGGCCUUUUCUCUGUCAUCAGUUGUGGCCUCACCAUCCUGCACGUGGGUGACCUCGGGGGCUGAGGUUCUGACGUCUGAACGGCAGGUUAUGACUUAUGUAAAAAACGCCACUGCAGCCGCUGUCCUGUUGAGUGCCCAGGCUGUUGCAGGCAGUGAUUACACUCCUGUCAUGGCUCAAAGUGCCUUCAUGGAUGACGGAUCAGGGAUAGCCAACCUCACCAUCCUUAUUUUGAGUGACGAAUUCCCCGAAAUGGAUGAGAGCUUCUCCAUACAGAUAUUAAAGGUAGGGCUGAUAAAUUUCACCGUACCAGAGAAGAACCUGCCCUCAAUUGGUCAGCCGGACAAGGCUGUAGUCACCAUAGGAGUGAAUGGAGAUGCAUUUGGCGUAUUUCUGAUCUACAGCCUCAGUCCGAACGCCACUAACGAAGGGCUCUAUCUAGAGGUUCGUGAAGAUUCUACUAUUGUGGUGCCUCUGAUUAUUGAGAGGAGAGGAGGGAAUCUGGGCACUGUCACUGUAGAGUGGAGAUAUGUUGGAGGAAAGGCAACACCAAAUACUGACUUCACUGGUAUCGGAGGAACUCUAGUCUUUGAUGGUGAGCUGAGAAAGACAAUACAGGUAGUAAUCAGAGAUGAUGAUGAACCAGAGGACAACGAGAGCCUCAUGAUCGGUCUCGUCAAUACGGAGGGAGGAAGUCGAAUCCAGCCCCACUCGGACACUGUAACUAUAGUGAUACUGGCUAAUGAUAAUGUGGCGGGGAUUGUUGGCUUCCAUCCAGACUCACGUUCUGUCAUCGCCAGAGAAGGUGAGGGGCUAUCGUUGUUAGUGAUGAGAACAGCUCCAGGUCUGGGUAAUGUCACCGUGGAGUGGACUAUACAAGGGCCUCUCGUACACCGGACCUUCACCCAAACCUCGGGGACACUUUUCUUUACUGAGGGAGAACUAAACAAAACCAUAAUCAUAGAGCUUCUUGAUGAUGCCACACCAGAAGACCAAGAUGUAUAUAAAGUUUCACUGUCCAACAUUAAAACCUUCGGUGUUGUGGUGACAGGCCACGCAACCUUAGAUGUUCAAGGAAGAGAGGCGGUGCUGACUGUGGACACCAGUGAUCAGCCCUAUGGGUUGCUGUCUAUAGCCCCAUCUUCUCUAAGGGUGACCACAGAGGAGAGGGACCAAACUAUAAAUAUCUACGUCAAUAGAGAGUUUGGAUCAUCAGGAGUUCUGAACAUCUCCUAUGAGGUUACAAGAGGAUCUUUACAAAACCUGUCUGUGGUAGAAGGGGCUCUGGCUGACCCCGGAAAAGACUUCCUCGCUCUUACUGGUUCUGUAAUCAUUCAGGAUGGACAAACAUCUGUCGCUAUCCCUGUCACUAUACUGGAGGACGACAUUCCAGAGUUGCAGGAGUUCUUCCUGGUCAACAUAACAUCAGCUGUACUCAUCACAACCCUCGCCACUGUUCCCCAACUAGACACCCAGGGUUUGGUGGCAGAAGUGAUCAUUGCCGCUAAUGAUGGAAUCCGAGGGAUCAUUGAAUGGACCAAUACCAUGUUUGAAGUGAAUGAAACAAUAGGGACUCUGACUCUAGUAGCCUACAGGAACAGGGGGACAUAUGGAAAUGUCUCUGUUGUCUUCUUUGCUCAAAACCUGGAAGCUCAACAGGAACUAGACUACAAUACCAGUGAAACGGUGCUCCAUUUUGUUGAUGGCGAAAGGCACAAGUUUGUAGAGGUGCAGAUCAUUGAUGACACCAUCCCAGAGGGAGCAGAGAGAUUCCAGCUCAUCCUGUCCGAGCCUUCCCCUGGCCUGGAGCUGGGCACCAAUACCACCGCUACUGUGAAUAUCCUGGCCAGUGAUGAUGGACAUGGUGUGAUUUCCUUCAACACCAGUGAACAUUUUCUCUUGAGAGAGCCUACCUCUGUGUCAGGGCUGAGUGAGAGUGUGGCUAACCUCUACGUGGUCCGGAACCCAGAGGAAGGCACUUUUGGCACCGUGUCGGUUCAGUUUACUAUCACUGAUGGCAACGGCACGCUAGCAGAGGGUGAUCUCAUGCCACCACAAGGGUUUGUGGUACUGGAGGAUGGGGUCAGAUUUAAGAUGCUGGAGAUCAGGGCUCUGCUCGAUGCUGAAGCGGAAGUUAAUGAAACUUUCACAGUGGUGCUGUCCAACCCAACAGGGGGUGCACGGCUGGGCGACCAACUCCAAAUGCUCAUCACCGUCCUAGAGAAUUCAGCUCCUUCUGGCUUGUUCCGAAUUGGACCUACUCUCAACAGAACUAGCACCGAGGUGGUUGCAGAUGAAGGUGGCAGUGCAGUCUUCCUCACCGUGUCUCGCAGUAAUGGCCUGGAAUCCGCUGUUAGUGUGGAAUGGGAGAUGCAGUCGGACACAGCAGUUGCCUCCAAGGGUCACCUCUCAGUCAUGGGUGUAUACCAGAGCUUUGAGGACAGCCCCACCUCAGCCUGGUGCACCCUUCCAGAGGGUCCUUCCUUUCUGGCUAUGAGGCUGGACAAAAGGCCCAUUGUUGGAUCUUCCCACACCUUGGCAACUCUGUAUCGGUGGCAGGGUGUUUUUUUGCCAGUAGAGUCUGUGAGGGUUCAGGAACCAGGCUCAUGCGUUGGCUUUGCAGUGAAUGGUUCCACCUAUAUCGGCAUUACACAUGGUGGGCCCCCUUUCUACCCUGCUGCCAACCUCAGCAUCUUCAAAUUGCAAAGGGACCUCAAUGUCACACUAGAACAAGUCUUAGGUGUUGAAGCUCUGGAUGUGAAACACUUCUCUGCUGAUGGUAGAGAUUAUCUAAUAGCAUCAAGCCAGAUCUUUGUCUCGACUGGAAGCACCUUCUCGCUCCUCCAGACUCUUGACUUCGAACAGAACAUCCUCAGCGUGAGUCCAUUCACUCGUGCAGACGUUCCCUACCUGGCGGUGUGUGUAGACAGGGAGACGGAGAGCUGCUUCCUGCUCCAGUGGACCAGUGGAAGAUUUCAGAAUACACAGCCUCUCCCACUCACCGGCAGAGCCAGUCAGGUGGAGACAAUGAACACAAGAGCGGAGGACGUUCUCCUGUUGGUGGCUGUUGAAGGUCUCUCUCCGUCCUGUGAGGUGUUAGAGUGGAGUUCAGAUCAGGCUUCACCACAGCUCCAUCAGUCCAUUCCUCAUCCAGGCCUCACCUCCAUUCACGCCUUCACUGCUCCUUCUGGGAUCUCUUAUGUCCUGCUUGCUGGAAUAAAUGGUUCAUCGCUCUACUCCUGGAGGUCCGAUGUCAACCUGUUCACCAUGAUCCUGAGGGCCCCUCCAACCAUCAGCUUCCUCUCUUUCAUUGUCCCAUCCCUCAACACCACAAAGAUCCUCUUGGCCUCUGCUGAGGACAACAGCUCCACUGUUUAUGAAUUCACUUCGGUCUCCAAUCAGUCGGAUUUCAUACCCAGUUCUGGGGAGCUGCAUUUCGCACCAGGGGACAGUGAGCUGGAGAUAGCGGUGAACAUCAUAGAUGAUGAUGCCCCUGAGGUUCAAGAGAACUUCCAGGUCAGACUGAAGAAUCCAAAGGGUGGGGCUGAGAUUGGAUUUGGUGGUCAGGUGACAGUAAUUAUCCCCACCAAUGAUGAUGCCUAUGGAGUAAUUGGCUUUGCGCAGCAUUCUCUCUACAUGGAGGUGGAGGAGUUGGAGCAAAGUAAUCAAAUUUCUCUCAGUGUAGAGAGGAGAAGAGGGAGUUUUGGCAGGUUGACUGUUCACUGGGCAGCCAAUGGCAGCUUGACAGAUAUUUACCCUACUUCAGGAGUGGUAACGUUUUCGGAAGGUCAAACUGUAGCCAUCAUCUCACUGGCUGUAAUAGCAGAUGGUAUCCCAGAGCUAAGAGAGAGUGUCACGAUCACCCUCCGGGACGUCACCACUGUGGGACUUCAAGACCUUCGACAGGCUGCUGUCAUUGACAAGCAUUCGGCGCAAGCUCUGCUCACCAUCUUGCCCAACGGUUCCCCUUAUGGGGUGAUUGGAUGGCAUCUGGACUCCCAGUUUACACUAACACAAGAACCACAGAGGACUCCAGUCAAUGUGACUCUCUCCAUAGUGAGGGAGCAGGGCUCCGCAGGUGAGGUGGCGGUCCAUUACCAGACCAGGCCAGCCCUGUAUGAGCCCCCAUCAAACCAAGCCACCGCAGGAAAUGACUACAUUCCUAAAGACGACACCGUCAUUAUGAUAAAUGGUGCUACUGUUGCCCUCGUCACUGUCACAAUCCUACCGGAUGACAUCCCAGAGCUGGCUGAGAGUUUCCUUGUGAACAUCACUGGCGUGGAGCUUGUUAGAGGUUCGGUCGGAGCAGGACAACCCAGUGUGAAGAGGCCUGGGAUGGAAGUAGCGGAGGUAACCAUCCAGGAGAACGAUGAUCCCCGAGGCGUUCUGCAGUUCAAUGUUUCUGAGGAUAUCCCUGGAAGUGUCCUGGCCUACGAGAUACCACCACCAGACAACGUCUUGCAUCUUUCAGUGGUGCGACUUGCUGGUACAACUGGGAGGCUGGUCGUCUACUGGGAAGCUCUGCCAGUCACUGCUGAUCUUAAUGACUUCAGUCCCAUAUCUGGAAACGUGACCUUUCAAGAUGGGCAGAGAGAAGCCACAAUUGCCAUCACCAUCUUAGAUGAUGAACAAGUGGAGACUUUGGAGACAUUCGAAGUGAACUUGCUUCGUGUGAUUGGUGGUGCUCGACUUGGACGAGUGACCUCUGUGACCGUCAGUAUUCCAUCCAACGAUUCACCUCUUGGACGAUUUGGAUUUCAGGAACUGGAGGUUACUGUCAGUGAACCAGAGUUUGAUGACGACCCUGCUGCUGUGGCAACACUAGCAGUGCUGCGUAGUGCAGGAGGUGAGGGUGCAGUGACACUGAUGUGGCAACUGGAAGACCGAGCUGCAGAUGACCUUUCACCUUUAAAUGGAACCCUUGUCUUCUCUGAGACUGAGUCGUUCAAGUCAUUUGUGAUAAGAGCCCUUGCUGACACUGUCCUGGAAGAAGAUGAACAUUUUACCAUCCAGUUGCUUCCUGCUGGGAGUGGUGCCGUCAUUGACCCUUUGCAUGACAUGGUCACCAUCACUGUUAGGGCAGACAAAGCUGCCCUGGGGAUUAUUGGAAUAGCAGAGUCAUCAAAGAACCUCCUCGUUGGAGAACCUCAGGGAAAUUACAAUGGGAGUGUUGUGGUCAGCCUUGUGCGAGGGCCAGGGGUGUUUGGAGAGGUUCAGGUGUACUGGAACAUCACUCCAGCUGUGGUUUCUGAGUUUGAAGCAGUCUCUGGCGUCGUUACUAUGAGAGACGGACAGUCUGCCGCUGCCAUUACCCUGAAGGUCCUGGAUGAUGAUCUUCCUGAAGAGCGCCACGAGUACCAGCUUACACUGACCUCUGCAACCUCAGGCCUGGAAAUAAAUCCCAUAGCCAGGCAUGCCAGGAUUAUUAUGGCAGCUAGUGACAACCCUUAUGGCAUUUUCUCUUUCACUCAGCUCCAGCUCAAUGCAACAGAGGAGGAAGGCAUGGUAAAUGUGACAGUUACCCGCUCAUUUGGUAGUCUGGGCAGGGUGUGGGUGACCUAUGAGACAUCGGGUAGCACAGCGGUCAGUGGUUUGGAUUUCGCUCCAGCAUCAGGACGACUGCUUUUCACCCCAGCCCAGACCUCGCACCAAAUAACACUGCAUAUUCAAGAUGACAGUCUUCCAGAAGGGCCUGAGGUCUUUUUCCUCAGGAUCACUGAAGUGGAGCUCAUCAAUGUCAGUGCUGUGGACUACACAGUGAGGGAGUCGGGGUUACAACUGGACCAGCCUCCAGCUAUAGGCAACAUCUCUUCUCUCACUGUGGUCAUACUAAAGAAUGAUAAUGCCGAGGGUAUCCUGGAGUUUAGACAGGACUAUGUGAACAUUACAGUUGAGGAGAACGUGGGCAACGUGUUGAUCCCCGUGGUGAGGAAAUUGGGCUCGUAUGGACUGGUCUCCGCUCACUUCAUUUCUAGAGGCUUGAGUGCAACCCCCUAUCUCGACUACAUCCUAAAUAAUGGCUCAGUGACUUUUGUUCAGGGCCAAAACACCAGCUUCAUCAAUGUCACUAUUAUAGAUGACCUGGACAGUGAAUCAGCAGAGGUGUUUGAAGUUCUGCUGGUUGCAGCGACAGGGGGAGCUGCUCUAGGCUCCCAACAUAUUGCAACUGUAACCAUCGCCAAAAGUGACUCCAUAAGUGGGUUGGUCCGUUUCCUCAAUGAGAGCCUGAUCACUGUAGCCAACCCCAACUCCACUCUGAAACUCAGUCUUGUUUUGGAGAGAGCAGGAGGCCUUGUGGGCAAUGCAACGGUUGCUUGGGUCAUCCUUGGCCCAAACAGUGGAGAAAUCCUUCCACUGCUCAAUGCUGACAUCGGAGGGCCUGUAAAUGGGUCCUUCUUCUUCAGGGAUGGAGAGGAAGGUACGCGCACCAUAGAGCUGCGAGUUCUCCCCCACGGUGUAGUGGAGGUGGAAGAAACAUUUGUCAUACAGCUCAGCAUUCUGUCUGGAGAGAUGGAUGUUGAUCCUCAGGCUGGGUCCAUAACACUGAAGAUUGAGAAGUUUGGUGACCCGAAUGGCAUAGUGCAGUUUACCGAGGAUGCUCUUCAAGAGCAUGUCUACAAUGAGCCUACAGAAGCAGAGGGGCCAUACAACAUUUCCUUGCUGAUUACGCGCAGAGAGGGUGUCAUGGGCAACAUCACGGUGCACUGGCAGAUACAGAGUGACUCAGAUACAGCAGGUGACUUCCUAGCUCUAGCUGGCUCAGUGAUGAUCCUGGAAGGACAACACGAGGCAGAAAUUGCCCUUAGCCUGAUGCCCGACACUGUGCCAGAGCUGGAGGAGCUCUACAUUCUCCGCCUCACAGCUGUGGAAGGCGGCGCUACUCUAGAUGCUAACCCAAACCGAAUCAGAACCCAUAUCAGGGUACCUGCUAAUGACGAACCCCACGGUGUGUUUUCCCUGAACCCUGAGCAACAGUCUGUUGUAGUGGUGGGUUCAGGACCUGAUGUCACCAGAGCUCUGGUCAUGAAUGUGACACGACUUGCUGGGCUGUUUGGCAACGCGAGUGUGGGUUAUAGGGUUACUGGAAGGAUUGAUGAAGUGAUGGCCAUCGAGGAGAUACUGGGAGGACAAGCUGAAGGAAGGCUGCUUUUGAGAGAGGGACAGGCCUUUGGGACUAUUACUGUGCCUAUCAGCAGUCAGGUGUUUUUGUCAGUGGGCACAAGCUUCACAGCCGAGCUUACUGAUGUUAGACUGAUCAGUGCUGUCCUUGGCCCUCCGCCUCGCCUCCUCCGUGAGGCCAGCGCAGCUACGGUGACUGUGCCUGAAGAAGCUGCCAGCCCAGAGGUUGGCUUUGCUUCACUGGCUCUUCAGGUUUCCAGCAUAGAAACAGGGACAUGUGAGGCAAAGGUGACACGAACGGGGCUGUUUGGUGAUGUCAGGGUGCAGUGGAGAGCUGGGUAUCCUUCAGGACAGGCUCCACCUGGCUUUAAGACUGGAGCGAUUGUCCCGGACUCAGGCUCGUUGACCCUGGCCCAUGGAGAGAGGACCAAAGCCAUAUCCCUUACAGCUGUUGCUGAUGCUUUCGAGCCUGCUUCAUAUGCUGUUCACCUCACUUCUGCCUCCUCCAGCACUGCUGCAGCUGGUGCUGUCAAGCUCAGGUCUGGCUUUACCGUGGCAGAAGUGGAGCCACUUGGGGUCUACCAGUUUUCCCCUGAUUCCCGCCAUUUAGUUAUUGCAGAGGACAUCCAAACCAUAACGCUUUACGUUCAGAGACUUUAUGGUUCUCGUAGCAACGCCACGCGCCUCUCCUAUACAACAGUAUCAGGCAGCGCAGCAGCAGGGGAGGACUUUAGUGCAGUGACUGACGGCCGUCUGGUGUUCAACUCACCUCACCAAAUCAAUGCCUCACUCCAUCUCACAAUACUUGACGACUCCCUUUCAGAGCCUGAUGAAUACUUUCAUGUCAACUUAACCCAUGCUCAAGCCCUUACUCCAGACGUAGCUUGGGUAGAUGCCCCUCCUCGCCUUAACCCUCAGCACAGUGUGGCCACUGUCACCAUCCUGGCUAGCGAUGCGACUGGUGGAGUUCUGAGCAUUGGACCUCAACUGAUCCAAGUGCAGGAGGACAGAGACGAGGAGACUCAGCAAGAGCGCAGGGUGGUUCUGAGGGUGCGGAGGUCUGACAGUGUCGAUGGGGCAAUAAGGGUUCGGGUCCAAGCAUUUGGAGAUGGAAGUACAACCCCUCUUCCCUUCGAUCUGGAUCCUGAUGGGACCCUUGCAAAGGAGGAGCAGGACUUCCGCUUAGAGUCUACUAUAGUGGCCUUUCAGCCUGAUGAGAAUGAGAAAGAGGUGAUCCUCUUCAUCCUUGAUGACGCAGAGCCUGAGGGACAGGAAGUAUUCUUCAUCUACCUCAGUGACCCAGAGGGAGGGGCGCAGAUCACAGACAGUCCAUACCAGGGCUUUGGAGCUUUUGUCAAGAUCACCAUCCUUGGGAGUGACCUUCAAAAUGGCAUCAUUGGGUUCAGUCUUAAUUCUCUCUUGGGCCAAAUUCUGGAUGAGGAUUCGGAGAACAGAACUGCUGUGCUCUACCUCCAGAGACAAGAAAACAGAGCCUUUGAGGAUUUGCAGGUCCUCUGGAGGGCUACCUUCAGCAAGGCCACUCUGAGUCUGGUCAAUAAUGGAGUCAACCUAACCGCGCAGCUUGUGCAGACCUCAGGAACAGCAACCUGUAGGCGAGGAGAGAUCAUCUGUCCUCUCACGCUAGAGGUUCAGGAUGAUGAGGAACCAGAGUACCAGGCAUGGUUUCUAGUGGAAAUCUAUCAAGUGGGUGCUGGAGCUACCAUAAAUGAGACCACCCGUUUUGCCAACAUCACCUUAGCAGAGAGCGACAACCCGCAAGGCGUUGUGUACUUUACCGUAGGCUAUAGACUGCCCGUUGCCACCCUGACGACGACAAGGCUCAGUCUGGAAGUCUAUAGACAAGCAAGCACAGCUUCAGCCAUGUCUGUACAAUAUCGCACACUGGAGCUUCCCAGGGAAGAUGUGGUGGGUCCCUCAGUGAUCUGGCCUGCUAAAGCAGGGAUGGACUUUCCCAGACAGGAGGGCCAGCUGACAUUUGCCGUGGGGCGUCACAACGCGACACUGGAAAUUGUCUUGACUCCUGACCGCGGGUCAUCUCUCCCCACACCUAAGCGCUUCCAGGUGGAGCUGUACAAUCCUUCGGGGGGCGCCAAAGUGCACUCUCAGUUUGGGUUGGCUAAUGUGACCCUGGUGUCAAAUGCAGCGAGUCAAGCUGUGUGGGUCUUACUGGACCAGUUGCAUCAGCCCCUCGAAACAACUUUAUUGAACCAGGUGCUGCAAACGCUGAUUAGUAACAUUGCCGCACCUCCUCUGAGCCGUGAGCAGAUGACCGCCGUGCUUGAAGCUCUGGAGAAGGUGCUUGCAGAGGCAGAGAGGGCUCCUUUACAAGGGAGCAGCCGGAAUUUGACCUACAACCUGUUGUGUGCCUUGGCCAAUCCCAACCGAGUCGACACUCGAGGCCUCAGCCACCUUGCUGGGGUGGCCGAGCGAUUUGCCUUCUCCCUCCUCACACACAGUCAAUGUGAAAUUAAGGGGACCGUCCUGGAAACGUGUCCGCAUAUGACCAUCUCCGCCUUCCAGUGGUAUCCCACACAGAUCAAUGGACAUAAGUUCAGGGGCCGUAACGCAGACUUCUUCCAGCUCCCAGACGCUCUGCUGCCAGUACCAGCGGUCUCCACUGCAAUCUGCGGCAACCUGAGCAGGAUUCAGCUGACGGAGUUCAGAACCGAACACUGGUUUCUCAAGAACGAUACCGUCGCCGCCAUGAAUGGGAAGGUAUUCUCAUUCAGCCUCCAGGACAGAGGGUCACGACCCUUAGAAGAUGGUAAUGAGGUGGUGUAUCGUAUCCACACCCCCGGUCAACAAGUUAAACCCGGCAAGUCUCUGUGCCUUCUCUGGAACCAGACCACUGCAGGGUGGUCAUCAGGUGGUCAGUACUGCAGGGUCGUGAAAGAGAGCGGGAACUAUGUGGAAUGUGCGUGCUCCCACUUGUCCAUCUAUGCGGCCCACGCUGAGUUUGUCAUGCUCGCGUCCUACAACGAGGCCUUCUACGCCUCAGGAUUCAUCUGCAUCUCAGGCUUUGCAUUGGCCAUUAUAUCCCACAUGCUGUGCUCCCGUUUCCCCAUGUUUGCUGCCAAACUGCUCACUCACAUGUUGGUGAGCUGCCUUGGAACUCAGAUUUGUUUCCUGGUGUCAGCUUUCCGGGGCCGAGUGUUGUCUGAGGACAGCUGUGCUACUCUGGCUCUCUUCUCUCACUAUUUCCACCUGAGUCAGUUCUUUUGGAUGCUCAUACAGGCUGUAAACUUCUGGCAAGUUCUGGUGAUGAAUGAUGAGCACACGGAUCGUCGGUACCUGCUCUACUUCCUCCUGGGCUGGGGGCUUCCCGCUCUGGUCAUCAUCGUCCUGGUCAUCGUGCUGCUCGGAGGCUUUGGGUGGAACAUACACGCCGUGUACGGACUGGUUCAAGGAGACGUGUGCUUUAUCCCCAACAUCUAUGCAGCUCUGUGCACGGCAGUACUAGUGCCUCUUAUCUGCCUAGUGGCGGUGCUGGUGGUAUUCAUCCACGCCUACCAAGUUACUCAGCAGUGGAAGGCCUACGACGACCUUUACCGCGGGCGGACCAACAGCACAGAGGUGCCGCUGGUUCUCUACCUCUUUCUGCUCAUCUCUCUGGUCUGGUUGUGGGCAGGACUCCAUAUGGGCUACAGGUACCUGUGGAUGCUCAUCCUCUACGUCAUCUUCAACGUCCUGCUGGGCCUGUAUGUGUUUGCAGUGUACUUCAUCAUGCACAACCAGCUGUGCUGGCCGACUAAAGCCAGUUACACUGUGGAGAUGAGCGGCCAUGACGGUGCCGACUCUUCCUACCAGGGAGGGGGACCCGCCACAGUAGGGGGCGACAUCAGCAAAUCAACGCAGAACCUCAUCAGUGCCAUGGAGGAGGUGUCAGCAGACUGGGAGCAAGCAUCACUGCGACCCAGCAUCCAGCCCGGCAGCGCGUUCAAGCCCAGCCCUGUGAUGGGGACGUACACCACAGAGGGAGGCUUCAUAAACACCAACCUGGUCACCACAGAUGAGGAGUCGCAGGAGUUCGACGACCUCAUAUUUGCCUUAAAAACUGGGACCGGCCUUAACGUCAGCGAUAACGAGUCCAUCCCCGGGAGCCACGACGGGGGGAGUGUGACCAACUCCCAAAUAGUCGAGCUCCGACGAAUCCCCAUCGCAGACACGCACCUCUAACCUUUUCACCUCACACAGAUCUCGUAUUCUGUGUCCGUGAUGGGAGGAAGACAAAUUACAAGGCAGUAUUUUUAUAUUGUACAACACUUUGCACUAAAACAUUUUAAAUAGACGUAUUUCAAAAUAGAUGUUUGAUACUGUAUGUGGAUUUUUUUUUUCUUUUUUUUACUGUACAUCUGUUCUCGUAUAUACAUAAAUGCUUUACUAAAUGUAUUUUUUAAAAGUUGUUGAUGGAGUUCUGAAUGUAUAUUUUGGUUCUUUUCUGUAGCAAUCUAGCCUGAUAUAGACAGACGUGCUCAUUUAGCACAUCUUCUGCUGCUGAGGAUGGAGAUUAUGUAACAUUGUUAAUAAAUAAUGUACCAUAUAUUUUA
Messenger RNA from Mugil cephalus (flathead mullet), 20317 nucleotides. RefSeq names its product adhesion G protein-coupled receptor V1 (gene adgrv1). Gene Ontology annotation, biological process: G protein-coupled receptor signaling pathway; cell communication; cell surface receptor signaling pathway. The record is from RefSeq and is a predicted model, not a curated record. The transcript is spliced from 95 exons. Gene Ontology annotation, molecular function: G protein-coupled receptor activity. Lineage: Eukaryota; Metazoa; Chordata; Actinopteri; Mugiliformes; Mugilidae. Gene Ontology annotation, cellular component: membrane. Bases 1317 to 19946 code for a protein of 6209 amino acids.